Messenger RNA from Girardinichthys multiradiatus, 1522 nucleotides. RefSeq names its product cytochrome c oxidase assembly protein COX18, mitochondrial. Gene Ontology annotation, biological process: protein insertion into mitochondrial inner membrane from matrix; mitochondrial respiratory chain complex IV assembly. NCBI's taxonomy places the organism in Eukaryota, Metazoa, Chordata, Actinopteri, Cyprinodontiformes, Goodeidae. The record is from RefSeq and is a predicted model, not a curated record. The transcript is spliced from 6 exons. Gene Ontology annotation, cellular component: mitochondrial inner membrane. The coding region runs from base 171 to 1139 and encodes 322 amino acids. Gene Ontology annotation, molecular function: membrane insertase activity.
CUCCGCGCCGGAGUGAUCCGAGGGACGUCAUGUCUACGUGACGCUCGGCCGGUUAUGGGUAGCUAUGGAGCGGACUGCUGAUGAAGGUGAGGAAUAGGAGUUUUCUUCACUCUGAAGGACUGGAGACCAUGAGCGCGCCUGUCAGUUGAAGCAAAAGUCACGUGGACACCAUGCUCUCCGUGGGGGGGCUCGUGAGGUGCAGAGUCCUGCAGCCCCGAGUACGUGAACUCCUCGGCAGGUGGGCUACUCCUUCCCUUACCUGUACAACCGAGUCACGCGUGAGGACAGCGUCGGGGGUGGGCGGUGCCAACGGCGCAGGUGGUUGGUACGGUAGCCUGUCAGACUCUGCUCCAGUUCAUCUGUGUGAGAACUUCUUGGUCAGUGUGCACCAGGUGAGCGGGUUGCCAUGGUGGCUGAGCAUCGCUAUGGCAACAGUGUCUGUUAGGACCUUUAUCACCCUGCCGCUGGCCGCCUAUCAGCUGAUUAUCAUUGCCAAGGUGGAGGCGCUGCAGGUGGAGAUCUCUGAACUGGCCAAGAGGCUUCGAUAUGAAGUUUCAGUCCGAGGCAGAGAAAGAGGCUGGAAGGAGAAGGAGAGCAGGGUCCAGUUCCAGAAGAACCUGCGUCGUCUAGUUUCUCAGCUCUACAUCCGUGAUAAUUGUCAUCCCUUUAAAGCUAGUUUGCUGGUGUGGGUCCAGCUGCCCCUCUGGGUCAGUCUGUCUCUGGCCCUCCGGAACCUCAGCUUGGAUCAUUCAGCCCUGCAAGGUGAGCUGGCAGCAGGUGGCGCUCUCUGGUUCUCAGACCUCACUGUACCAGACUCCACCUGGAUCCUGCCGGUCUUUCUGGGCCUCACCAACCUGCUCAUUUUGGAGGUGUUCGCCCUGCAGAGAGUCAGAGCAUCAAGUUUCCAGCGACUGGUUCUGAACGGGUUCAGAGGGUUCUCAGUUUUAAUGAUCCCCAUCGCCGCCUCCGUCCCAUCUUCAAUGGCGCUGUACUGGUUUUACUCCAGUCUGGUUGGUUUCAGUCACAACCUCCUACUUCGUUCACCGACAGUCCACAGAAUCUUCCGACUUCCGGCUCAGCGAUCCGAAACUCCAUACAGAGACCUUCUGUUGUCCUUCAUCAACAAGUACUGGAAGUAGGAACCAUCUUCCUGGGUUCUACCAAGUACCUUGCUCAGUACCACCCUGGGUUCAGUAAUUCUCUGGGUUCCACUCAGUUCUACAUUCAGUACCACCUCAGGGUUCCAAAGAAAACUCUCCAGCUCCUCAUCCCUCUCGGUUCAGAUGGAACUCUAAUAGAGGAGCUUCAUGUGGUACUCUUUAAAUGUUCUGAUCAUCAGAAAUCUGUUCUGCCAAUAAAGUUCUGUAGUCCUGUUUGUGUUCUGCUGAAAACUUUGUUCAAACAAGGUUCUGUUGAAAUGUUCUGUUUUAAAUUAUGUUCUGGUUAGAACUCGCAGUGCAGAACACAGGUUUCUGUUUGGGUUUAAAUUGUUCUGAUUAAACCAUGUUCUGGUUAGAACCCA